AUGUCGGAUAGAGACUUGGUAAAGACCGUGCGAUCCCUCGACCAGACUGGCCCCGGAGCCAAUGGCGAAAAUAUCGACCGGGUUUGGAAGCAGCUCACUUCGGCCAAACAGAGUCCUUUCUCUGCAGCUGAAGAGAGCGUUCUCCGAUGGCUCCUCAAAGUCAUGAAAACGAACAACGACGAAGCCGAGACGAUCCGACGAUUCCCUCUGACCUGGCGCAUACUCGGCUGCGCAUUCCAAAGAAUACCACUCUUCUCCCUCGCAAAGUCCCUCGCCGACCGAAAGUUCAUGGCUGUCCUGCAGCAAACACUCAAGGGUGUUGCAAAGCCCAGCACCGAGUCCGAGAAGACGUCGGAUUCGAAGUCGAAGAAGAGGAAGAGGACAAGCACCGCGGCAUUCCAGCUACACGCCCUCAAAUCUUUCGAAGGCUGCUUGGAAACGGGUGAAGCUGUCUUCUGCGCAUUGAAGAUCCUCUUGGCACGUCUGGACCCGGCGGCGCAAUGGUCCGUCCACGACAGGAUGGGGGCUGAACACAUCAAGGCCCUCUUUGCGCAACCCGCGACUGAUGCGGUAGAAUAUCUCGGACCGCUUCUUUUGAUUUGCGACUCUUCCCUGGCAGUGUCAGACCCCGAGAUAUUUGAGGCGCAGGAGUCGUGGGUCAGGGUCUUUUUUUCCGCUUGGGAAUUGCAUCUCCAGGGGAGCGCCGAUGCGCUUGAAGUAGCGACGCACUUCUCGCGCACGUCGUUCUCCAUUCUCGGCAAGAUAAAGCAACGGCAAGAUGUUGAGGACUCUGUGGCCCGGCUAUGGACCCGAGACCUCGACAGAUUUCUGCAGCGUAACCUGGUUCUGCCGGCAAGGUCGGCCUACCUGAACAGAAGCGACCUCGAGGUCGUCAUUCGUGCCUUUGGGAUGGUGAAGAGCAACGCCUCAGCCUCCGUGCCCAUUCUAUACAGCAUGGUAUCAGCUGCACCGAGGGUUAUUGGUGGACUUACCACGGCCAAGGCCCAGGAUGCCUGGAUGCAGGAGGUUUUCAAGAUGUCUGAGCGAAUGAUCAAGCAACUGUCCAGCGACGAAAAGUCGCAGGCAAUGAGCGCGGUUCUCGAGGAAGCGAUCACGAACAAGUCCCGCAUCGCUCUGGAUGACCUCCGUAUGGUCUGCAACAAUUACGCAAUUGCCGGCAGUCCUAGCGAAACCGACUGGCGUCUCCUUUCACUCGUUGCCAAAUGCGAUGCGGAUGUCUUUUUGCAGUCCGAAGAGGGCCUGCAACUAUUUGACCAAUUGUGUGACAGAAUCACCGCAGCUGGAGCGGAGGCUGACGAGGCGACUAUGCGUGACCUCAUCGAGUCCUUAAUCACCGGCUUCGAAAACGCUCGUGACCUGUCGACGUUCUUGCAGAAGUGGUUCGCCCAACUUUCCAAGUUUGAAGACAAGGCGCUGCGCUUCGGAGACCGGCCGGUGUGGUUCACCAGGGUGCAUCGCAACCCAACGCUUAUCGGCGGUAUCGAGAAGUCUUUGACUACCAAGCAAAUUGUCAGCUUGCUGCAGUGGGUCGAAAGCCAUGAGAACCUCCGACCGGCAGCAGUGCUCAUAUUCCUCAACACCAUCGCAUCCGCCAUCACCAAAGACGAUUUUGCAGAUGCUGUCGGCACCCAGCUCUCAGAUCUCGCGCUGAAGGUCUGGUCGUCCAGCAAGACUCCCUCCGAUAUCCGUUCUCUGCGAUGGAGGAUCGUUUCCAAGACGGUUUCGUGGCUCGACUACGAACGAGCCACCGCCCUCUGGGACAGGGUUCAGGCCGACCUGACAAAAGCACUACAAAAGGCCAAGUUCGACGACGAAGACACUUGCGAAGCUCUGGAAUGCGCAUACUACUUCUGGUUGGCCAUGUACCCAGAUGGCCGCGAUCAGACCGGUCUUGCUUCACUGCUGUCAUCUUUCAUCGAGAGGCUGUUGAAGAAGGUGAAGUUUGAAGAUCUUCAAGGGUUGUUCGGUGCCCCUGGCCUCUCGAGCAUAGACACCUCCAACGUUCCCAGGUUCUGCUCGGAGUUUCCCCUUGCCGCUUCGAGGCUCGUGGCUUUGCUUGCCAAAUCCUCAGGCGCUUUGCCCGAUUAUCUGCAGCGGAUAUUGAGCGAGAAGGUUACCCAGAACAGCAAAACACAGCUGGCAAACGUUUUCCAUGCCGUAGCAUCAAACGAGAACAACCUCUGCAACAGAAAGCUUGCUGGCGGGGUGGUCGAUUACGCCAUUGAAAUCCUCAUGAACAUCUCCGGCAAAUCAUUCCCCUGGACUGAGGAGCGGAGUAGGGUUAUAAUGGUUGAGCUGUCAAGAAUGCCAGAUGAAUCUAUCACGAGGCAGCAGAGGGAACGCCUUAUGGGAAUCCUGGUCCCCAAGGUCCAAGCGGCAGAGAAGAUUGAACUUCCAAACUGGCAUCUGGUUCUGGGAUUGUUGGUGAAGAUCAUGCGGCGCCCAACUUUCUACCCGAGUAUGUCAUUCUCUGACCUUCAGGACAUUGCAAACUCGUUGGCGCCGCUAUGCGACGGGAGCGACUCUGCGACGGCUCUCGGGCUGUCCCAGCUUCUGUACCAACUGGUGACAGCGACUGCACGUCAAAUGAACGACCACCAGGAAUGGCGUACACAAUAUUUCGGAAAGGUUUCGACGCUCUUGAAGGAUCUUGCGGGCGACGGCUCUUGUGUGCAAAUGACUUUGCUCAAAGCGCUGCUCGUCGUGGUACUCCCCGAGGCUGGUUCGAAGGAGAAGGUUGCUGUCUUUGAUAUUGGCGAGACGGCGUUGGCCUUGGGAAGCCUCAUUCAAGACACAUUGAGCGGCUUCGCCAAGGCGUGGCGCAAACAGAAGGUUGACAAGACCUUGGUCAACCGCGUGCUGAUUGCACUUGACGCAGCUGAGGCUCUUCCAGAAGCUGUCGUCGAACAGCUGAAGGUCAAGGUUUUGCAACUGGAGGAGUCCAGUCAACAGGCCAUCUCCAGCGGCUAUUUUAGCGGCUGGAAGCUGCAGUCGUUCCUCAUCAAACGUUUCCCAUCCAAGGUGGCCAAUCCUCGACCGACGUCGUUUGGGCAGCUUUUUAGCAGCACCUCGUCCGCGCCGUUGCCCAGUGGUCCAGCCCCGGACCCGCUCGCUGACUUCAACCGACAAACUGUACUUGAAGAUACUGUCGAUGCGGCUAUGGCUGGCCUUGACUACAACGGCAAGGUCCAGUACGUCCAGAAUCUCCUCGCCGGCGUCCAGACAGACGCUGCCUCCCAGGCCGGCCCUUCUUCUGAGGGUCAGCUUUUGGCCAUCCAUCGGGUAGUGUCGCAAAUGACGGGUAGGUCUUCAAUCCCCUUCGCGUCGCUUAGACAAGCACUGAUAAGCAAUCCAGAAGCUCCCGCCGGCCUCGAGAAGUGCAAGACCUUCGACCUGGCCACGGCCCAUGGCACGCUAAUCAGGUAUCUGGCUCAGACAAAGACUGUCCGCGAGUUCGUCAGGACCGCCGAGGUUCUCCAGCAGCUCCUCGACGUCAAGUCGAACGCCAUGACUCAGUGGAACAUUGAGGCAACCCUGAGCACAGUCGCCGUGAUUGUCGCCGACGACCCCGGUCACCUCCUCGUGGCCUCCUCGAGCGUGUACCAGUGGCUCUGCAAGCUCAUGGAGGUGAUCAUCAAGAAGCACCGCCUUCGCCUCGAGGGCCACUACCACAUCCUCGUUACGACCCUCGAGGCACUUCUCGGCGCCCUCACCCACCCGUCGUCAUCGGCACAGCACAAGGCAUCCGCGUCUGUCCGCGCCAAGCAUGCGGCGCAAUUCACGCGCCUCGUCACUCUUAUCUGCGAGCCUGCGGCAGCGGCCGUUUCGCGUGUGCAGCACUUGAGCGCUCUCGAUUCGGCAACAGACGCGGCCAAGCGGUCCGCCGGCCGGCACAUGUACCUCGUCCUUAUGGCGUAUGUCAAGAUGCAACUGGACGUUGACGUGCCGCGAGAUGUUCGCGAGUCGCUGGAGCCCGGGAUGAACUCCAUCUUCAACAUCACGCCGCUCGAGGUGAGGAAGAUCCUCAACGACAGCAUGGAUACCAGCGGAAGGGCUAUUUUGAGAGAGAUGUACAAGAGAUACACCAAGUUUGGCAAGUGGAGCGGUGUAUAA
Molecule: messenger RNA, 4134 nt
Organism: Colletotrichum destructivum
Lineage: Eukaryota; Fungi; Ascomycota; Sordariomycetes; Glomerellales; Glomerellaceae
Product: Putative nucleolar 27S pre-rRNA processing, Urb2/Npa2
Exons: 1
Coding region: 1-4134 (1377 amino acids)
Biological process (GO): ribosome biogenesis
Cellular component (GO): nucleolus
Source: RefSeq, a predicted model, not a curated record